This is a messenger RNA of Equus quagga, 1807 nucleotides long. It is a transcript of the gene PCED1A, whose product is annotated as PC-esterase domain containing 1A. Lineage: Eukaryota; Metazoa; Chordata; Mammalia; Perissodactyla; Equidae. The coding region runs from base 305 to 1669 and encodes 454 amino acids. The record is from RefSeq and is a predicted model, not a curated record. The transcript is spliced from 8 exons.
ACAUGGGUGACCGGAAGUGGGAACUGUGAGCGUCUCUGCCCGGGGCGCCCAGGCCCGAGGCGCCGUCGGGGCCGCCGCGACGCACGCAUGGAGAGGGCUGGGCGCCGGGCUGCGCACCCACGGCUAACCGGGACGCACGGGCUCUGCGGGGCGUGGGCUGUGCAGAACGGAGCGGCCUCCCAGGGCACGGGAACAUGAGACUAGGCCCGGAGCCCGCCGCGGGCGAGGCGCGUGGGGCGCAGGCUUGCCCUGGUCGCGGGUGAACAACGCGGAGCCCCGGGAAUCGCCCGUCGUUGCUUGCGGCAUGGUCUUCUGUUUGGAAAACGAAGAGCCCCGCCGCCCGCUGCGAAGCACCAUGGUCCACUUCCAGGCUUCGGAAGUCCAGCAGCUGCUACACAACAAGUUCGUGGUCAUCUUGGGAGACUCAAUCCAGCGGGCUGUGUACAAGGAUCUGGUGCUCUUGCUCCAGAAAGACUCACUUCUCACAGCCGCCCAGCUGAAGGCCAAGGGGGAGCUGAGCUUUGAACAGGACCAGCUGGUGGCUGGGGGUCAGCUGGGUGAGCUGCACAACGGGACACAGUAUCGGGAAGUCCGCCAGUUCUGCUCGGGUUCUGGCCACCACCUUGUGCGCUUCUACUUCCUCACCCGCGUUUACUCCGAGUACCUCGAGGACGUCCUGGAAGAACUGACAUGUGGGCCUGCCCCGGACCUGGUGAUCAUCAACUCCUGUCUCUGGGAUCUCUCCAGGUAUGGCCGCUGCUCAAUGGAGAGCUACCGAGAGAACCUGGAGCGGGUGUUUGUGCGCAUGGACCAAGUGUUGCCAGACUCCUGCCUGCUGGUGUGGAACAUGGCAAUGCCCCUGGGGGAGCGUGUCACUGGGGGUUUCCUUCUGCCAGAGCUCCAGUCCCUGGCGGGCUCUCUGCGGCGGGAUGUGGUUGAAGGGAACUUCUAUAGUGCUACGCUGGCUGGGGACCACUUCUAUGAUGUCCUGGACCUCCAUUUUCAUUUCCGGCAUGCAGUACAGCACCGUCACAGGGACGGUAUCCACUGGGACCAGCACGCCCACCGCCACCUCUCACAGUUGCUUCUGACUCAUGUGGCCGAUGCCUGGGGUGUGGAGCUGCCCAAGCGUGACUAUCCCCCUGACCCAUGGAUUGAGGACUGGCCAGAGCCGGAUCAUCUGUUCCAGGGGAACCAGGGGCAGCCCCCAGACUUCGGGGAGCAGCUGGCCUUGCCCCCACCCCCGCCCUCUCCUUUGCCCCCUCCCAUGCCUUUUCCCUACCCUCUUCCUCAGCCCUCCCCACCUCCUCUGUUCCCACCCCUGCCCCAGGAUGCCACUUUUUUCCCAGGCCAACCCUUUCCACCCCCUCAGUUCUUCAAUUAUAAUCCAACGGAAGACUUCUCGAUGCCACCCCACUUAGGAUGCGGCCCUGGAGUGAACUUUGUGCCUGGCCCCCUGCCACCUCCAGGCCCAGGCGCUAUCCCCCAUGGUCAUCACUGGGGCCCAGUGGUCCACCGGGGGAUGCCACGCUGUGUUCCCAACAGCCCCUACCAUGUGCCGAGGAUGGGGGGGCCCUGCAGGCAGCGGCUCAGACACUCAGACAGACUGAUCCACACAUACAAACUGGACAGACGGCUUCCUGCCCAUUCGGGGACAUGGCCUGGGUAAACUGGAUCUUGGGCUGGGGCUGGAUGUACCAAUGGCCCUGCAGGGCCUGCUUGCCACCCCAGGUACUGGGCCAGGAUGUCUGCUGUGCCUGGCAUUGUUCUUGUCCAUUGCUGUCACCAAUAAAGGCAUGGAAGAACA